Molecule: messenger RNA, 1006 nt
Organism: Populus trichocarpa (black cottonwood)
Lineage: Eukaryota; Viridiplantae; Streptophyta; Magnoliopsida; Malpighiales; Salicaceae
Exons: 3
Coding region: 186-617 (143 amino acids)
Molecular function (GO): protein binding
Source: RefSeq, a predicted model, not a curated record
CUUUUGUUCUCUCUUUUCCCCUCUUUUGGGUUCCUUAUUGUUGCCGAAGGCUCAAUAAAGUCAUACGCGGAUCACAUUUGAAUCCAGAGAUCUCUUACCAACAACCUGCUAUUUUCAAUCUUUCCACUGCAGAACAAACCCUUUAAAAGGAAUUUCACACAGUGGGUGACAACCCCGUCGGUAUAAUGGUGGAUCCUCAAACUGGAAAGCCCAUGGUGUCUCUAUGUGGACAGGUGGAUUUCUCAUUUGCAUCUGCUUGGCAUCCUGAAGGCCGCAUUUUUGCCACGGGGAACCAAGACAAACCCUGUCUUAUUUGGGAUGCUCGAAACUUGUCAAAGUCUGUUGCUGUGCUGAAGGGCAAUCUAGGAGCCAUUAGAUCAACUCGUUUUACAUCUGAUGGGCAGUUCAUGGCGAUGGAAGAGCCGGCAGACUUUUGCAUGUGUAUGAUACGAAGGUUUGAGAAAGAGCAGGAGAGAGACUUUUUUGGGGAGAUCUCUGUUGUAUCUUUUAGCCCUGAUACAGAAUCCCUCUUUAUAGGAGUGUGGGAUCGCAACUAUGGAAGCCUCUUUCAGUACAACCGAUGCAGGAGUUACUCAUAUCUCGACUCCCUUAUGUGAUUAUCAGUCAUACCUUGUGAUCCUGCAUUUGCAAUUUCCUAUGAACAUGGGGAUGCUAGAUCUGACAUUCAUGCACAUGAUGAUGGUGACAUGCCUCAUGUUACUUUGCAGUAGAAAAGAAAUUGAGAAUAGACAUUAUACUGCUACAAUAUCUUGCUCUGAAAUUAUGAUGGGUGACAUUGUAAGAGAGGAAGAAAUCGGACAUGAUGGCAUAGAACCGAUGGAGAGCAUGUAGGGAGACUUGGCGCGUAUCUGGUUAGGUAAACUGGAAUCACUAAGGCUUGUGAUCGUUUAAUCUUUUCCCUGACCCUUCUUUUUUAGAAGAAAUCAUGCAAAAAUGGCAUAGCUCCUAUUCAGAUUUGCAAGUACAAGUAUGUUCUUGGUUGUUC